GAUGGCGGCGGUGAUGCGGUUCAUCGUUGGACUGUGUGUUUUUAGUUUUUUUUUUUUUUUUCCGUUUUUCUUUUCUUUCUUUUAUUUUUUUGGCAAACAAAAGGGUGACUGGCGCUCGCGCCGGUGGAUACUGCUACACCGUUUUUCCAGGAGCCUGUAACUUGUUUUUUCGCCUUCUUUGUGUCGCUGGCUGGUUGUUCUGGAGCUGGUUCAUGUCGUCACUGACAGGUCUGUAAGGGCGUCGGUGUUGGAAGUUUUUUCGAGUGGGGGGGUCGAGCAGUUCGGUCAUGGCGGUGGAGGCUCGGCCGGAGCUGGUCGGGAAGCGCUUUCUCUGCGUCGACGGCGAACAACUGCCUGAAAUCAGCGACAUUGUUCGGUGGCCGUGGAGGUCCGGAGUCAUCCGGGCCGUCAGCCGUCGUGACAGCGACAGUCCGGACCUGACGGUGUAUGUGGAGUUUGACGACCAGGAGUGGGAGAAGAGAGAGUGGGUGAAGGUCUAUGAGGAUUUCCAGCUGUUUCUGCUGGAACACCAGCUAGUCUGGGUCAAGAGGAAGGAAGGAGCUGCUGCUGCAGGAGGAGGAGAGGGAGGCUCAGGCAGUGCAGUUGGAGGUGCAGGAGGUCUGCUGCAGGGGGCCAAGCCCAAGCACGUACAGUGGCCUGCUCUGGCCUUCAAGCCGGUGGUGGGGAAGAGCCUGUUGUCAUCGGUAACAGCAGUGGAGUUCCUUUUGGAUCGACAGCUGGACUUCUUAUCUGACCACUCUGCCUACCAGGCCUACCAGGAUGACCUGGAUGGCCAGAGCACUGUGCUCAGAGACAAUCCUCAGCUCCAUGACGAGGUAAAGGGCUGGCUCAAAGACCAGAAGGUCCAGGAAAUUUUCAUGCAAGGUCCCUAUUCACUGAAUGGCUACCGUGUGAGAGUAUACAGACAAGACUCUGCCACCCAGUGGUUCACUGGCAUCAUUACACACCAUGACCUCUUCAGCCGCAACAUGAUCGUGAUGAAUGACCAGCAGUCAGGAAUGAUAUGUUUAUUCUCUAACUUCUUCUGUUUAUUCCUCUGUCUAGAGUUAAAGUCAAAGGUCAAACAGUCAGCAAAAAAACGUCGGAAGGCCGAUGAUGAGGAGAAGAAAGGGGGCUUAAAGAGGAUGAAGAUUGACAUGAAUUCGGACCUAUCAGAAAGCAGUGACUCUGAAAUCCCACACAACAGGACUGUCCACUCAUCAUGCUCUUCUUCCUCAUCCAUAUCCUCCUCUUCCUGCUCCUCCUCCUCCUCCUCCUCGGAGCCCAACUCUGAGAAUGAGCUCAAGAUUCUCAGCAGUGAAGGAAAACCAAGCAGUGUUUCUAAAAUGGAGGAAGAUGUGAAGCCACUGAUUGACGGCUCCAGAAUCAGUGACUCCUCAUCUCUCAUUGGUCGGCUGUCUCCCUGGUCGGAGCUUCAAGCAACAGAGGCCAGCAAAAUUGGUGUUGUCAAGGAAACAAGCAAAAUAAUUACCAAGGAGGAGGAAGAAUUGGUGGCAAUAACACAGAUCACUCAGUCUCCACGGCAACAAGUUGCUCUGCUGCCUGACAGCAUCCAUGGUGGCAUUGUGGAGAGCUGCAAGACCUCUGUGAAAGCCUCCACGACUCCACCUUUAUCUCAUCUCCAUGGCAGCAGUGUGAUUGAGAUCACAGAAGAUGCCCAAGCCACCGUGCACCAGGAGAGCUCAGAGGCUGUGUCGGCAUUGUUAGCCUCCCAGAAGGCAGAGUCCACGGCUCUCUCACCCUACCUCCCCCUCAAUCCAUCCCCCGUCUCAUCGCCUCCCGUCCCCCCAUCGCCUUCUCCGUCAGAGGGCGGGCGCAGGUUGGACAUGGAGCCUGCCGCCCAGCUGCAACAGGGCAUUAUGGGGAAUGGCUUGGCAGCAGUCAGAAGUAUGAGCAGCAAGACCGAGAUUCCGCAGUCUGACGUCAUCAGCACAGUGACUUUAUCUGAAAAUGUUCCGCUGUUGGAGAAAGAAAAACUCGUCCUGUCUCACCAACCUCUUCAUCAGCACACACCGCAGCAGCACUACACGUCUGUCCUGUCUAGUGUCAGUUCCCUGUCUUCAUCAGACGACACGAGGAAACACACACAACAGCUGCUGUCCCACAAGACAAACACCACUCUUCCCCCAGACUUAACCAAACCCAAAAGUUGCCUCUACCCAACUUCACUCGACACCCACAAGUCAAAACUCCAGCACAUGAACAACUCUCAGAGCCAUCCCUACUCAAACUCAAGUCCAGCCGAUCUACUCAAGGCGAAGCCCCACGCGGACUUGCUGGACAUCUCUAAACCCAAACCAAGCACCUCCCCAGAAGUUUCGAAACAUAAAAUAACAAGAUACUCUGAUACAUCUCCUCGUCCCCCAAACGCACAAUCGGCUGCCAAAGUGGAAACACUAGAAGCUCCACGGUCUGGUUUCAAGCCUGUUCCGGCCCGGUCGGAGUUGGGUAGUGGCAGCAGUACCAGCGCCACCAGCAAGAGUCCCCUGAUCAUCAAUAAGAACAAGACCUUCACUGUUUACAGAGACCCGGCGCUGGUCCGCUCUGAUGCUGAGAACUCUGCUGUAGCCACAGUCUCCUCCAAUCAUGUCUCGGCCUGUCUUCACUCCCACUUGCACCCCCUUCAUUCCCCGUCUCCGCACUCUCCCUGUCUCUCCGCUGCACCCCACCCCCAUGCUUCUUCUCACCUCCUUGCCCCUCCUCACACCCAUCUUUUGGCUCCCGGGGUUCUGUCAGCCAUGCCUCCUCCUCCAACAGCGUCUCUUCUUGGGGGCCACCCUCGGCUCGACUCCCCAGCCGGUCUGGGUCACCUCAGCUUGGCUCUCCCAGCAGCCGCACACCAGCAGCAGUUUCUACAGGGUCAGGGCCCCCCUCCACCACCACUAUUAGCUCAGCCUCACAGCGGGGCAGCAGGACUAGGACUGUAUCCUGUCCUCUGGCAGUACCCCAAUGGAGCACCGUCGUCCUACCCACCAGGACUCAACCUGCCCCCAACAGCCAAAUGGGUUCACCCUGAAAUUUCUGUUAGUGUUAAUUCCGAGGCGUCUCUCAGGAGGAACACAGCCGGUCCAUGGCUCCACCAGGCCGCUGGCAGCACUGGUGAAGGUCUUGCGUUGUUGAGCCACGUUCCUGUUCGACCAGCCAGCGCUGAUGCCCACUGCACACCUGCCAAGAUCAACGCUCGUGCGAGCCCGUCGCUGUCAAAGGAGGUUCAUAAAGUAGAUCUGGAAAAGAAAAGCUCUGUGAACCCAAUCAGGACGUUGACACUGUCACAACUGAAGCAAGAGCAGAUGGAUAGAAGUCAAACUCAGACUGGGAAAGAAGUCCAGCUACAACGACCCUACUUGGAUGGUCACAGCAAGCCACGCUUGGCGCAGAUGCAGGAAGCAGUGAAGGCCACAGACCAUGCUAAUAAGUACAAGGAGGAGAAUCGACGAAUCCUCCAAGAGAGCAUUGAGGUCGCACCCUUCACUGCCAAGAUCCAGCGCACCAGUGAACAAGGGCUGGAUAGGGAUCGAGAGAGAGGCAGAGAGCCCACCUUUCCUCCUCGAACACCAGCUCUCACUACUUCUAGCCCUAAACCUGUCCACACACAUCCCCAUGUCAUCCAAUCAGAAACCACAAACUAUUUCACCACGUUGUCUAAUAAUGUGGUGAAUGAACCUCCGAGGCUUUACCCUUCCAAGGACCUCUGCUGUUAUUAUGGCAGAUUAUCUGUUGGCACUCCAGGGGUUGUAACCAGUGUUGGGACUGCUGUUCUGAACCAGGGAGCCCUUUCCCUGGGCAGCUACGGCUCCAAAUCCACAGCCUCCCUCUCUAAGCCUCCUCCUCUGAUAAAGCACCAGCCAGAUGGUGGUGAAGGUUUAGCUGGGAAAAUUACUGAGCAGUUUAGCCAUCAAGGGGCCCGAGUCCAACAUCACCAGCGCACAAGCAUGGAAAGGCUGGAACGGCGGAGCCCUGCCACCAUCUCUUCAGCCCUUAACCACCACCAUCCCCACCAUCAUCAACCACAGCACCAGCUCAGGGGAAUGCCAUCGCUUCACCGGGCACCAGUCUUCCACCCACCCACACAACACACGCUGGAGCGCAAAGAGGCCGCAGAGCGAGAAAGGGAGAGAGCAGGCUGUAGUGGUCGUCUGUCUCCGCCAACCCUUACGCCUAUCCAGCCAGUUAGCUUGGUAUCAGCUGGUAGCAAAGUAUCAGUGGAGCAACAGAAACCACCCACACUACUGCCAGAACUCAGGGAGGUCAAAGGUAAUUUAACUGCCACCAGCACUCCUUCUACUGCCUCAGACGUCAGGGGUGAGACUAUGACAACAUCAACAGAAGUUUGGAGAGGUGGGGAGUUAAGUCAAGAAAGGGCAGAGAAGGGAGUAGCCAGGGGCAAACCUCAAGCUGCAAUGGCAUCAGUCAUUGUGCGUUCAUCCACAUCUGUCAAAUUUAACAGCACGUCACCUGUUGUUGGUUACAGACCUGGUGCUGCUAACAGUAAGGUUGAGGGGAGAUUCUACCCUUCAAAGCCACAAGAGGAAUACCUAAGACUGGGGGAGAUCAUCAGAGAACCUGGUAGUAGUGCUGGUGCUGGGAGGGUUAUUCAACCAAACUCUAACUUGGAUGAUGCGUGUGUCAAGUAUAAAAAGGCUUCUGUGGAGGGUAUUGUUAGAACCAGUCACACAAAUGCAAUUUCAGGACCAGUUUGUGCCACAGAGAAUAGAAGUGUGCUAGCCACCACUGAGUUGGGCUUUUUAGUGGCAGCUCAUGGUGAAAUUGCAACCCAUAAAACCUGUGGUGGUGUCAGUGCCUUGAGCCACUCAGGAUUAGGAGAGAACCAGGAGGUUUCACAUACUGAAUCUCCAGGGGGACCUUUGCCUCACCCUAGCCCAGCAGGGACACCACACCCUAGUCCAAGUCUCACACCAACUCCUAGCUCCAUCUCUUGCUCUAACCAGCCAUAUUCUUCCUCUUUUAUUCACCUUAAGAAGCACAAAGCUGCAUUAGCAGCAGCCCAGUCUAGAAGCAACUGUGCCAACACUCCUAUAUCCAUUGCUACUGGAAACUCCUUUACUUUAGAUUUGGUUGACAAAGCACUCACUCAGAACUCGUCCUUGCCCUCUUCCUGCAGUCAGUCCUCUUCAUCCUCAGUAGACAGCAGCAGCAGCAGUUCAAUACGUAGGAGCACAACGCCAGGCAAGUGCAGUCCCCUGCCUCUGAAUGUCCAGUCUUCUGGAUCAGCCUCAAUCAACAGUGGCCAGCUCAUUAACUAUCACAAGUUGAAAAAAGCUUGGCUAACGAGACACUCAGAGGAGGACAAGAGCACAGCUUCUACCGCCAGCUCCAUAAUUUCAAAACCAGAAAAGCCACUGUCUGCUAUGAGUGGCACAGCCAGUCCCAGUACAACCACAGCAAUGUCAGAGAUGAUUAAACCAUGUACUGUCAAUCUCAUUGUCUCCCCCUCCAGUGAUGUGGAAAUUAGCAAGGACAGUGGCUGCAAAGGAUGUGACAGAGACAGACAGCAUGAUGAAAAGGUAGGAGGAGCAGCAGGAGGUGGAGCAGAGGAGAGGAAAGCAGCUCCGGCAUUAAGAAGAGGGAGCAAACGGUUAUAUGAGUCUGGUUCGGAGAGUGGAGGAGAUGACACGGAUACCAGUGAGAGCAAACCAGAGGGGCGAGCCAAGCGUCAGCCAAAACCAACCUACAAGAAGAAACAGAAUGACAUGGCCAAAAGGAAAGCCGACAUUGAGAAGGAGGAAGAUGACGUGAAGCCCAACGGUAUCUUUAGAUCUGCCCGUGAAAAGACCAAACUCAAACUGUCCAGCAGCAAUGGGAUCCCUCGCUCUGUGCUAAAGGACUGGAGGAAGGUGAAGAAGCUGAAACAGACAGGAGAGUCCUUCCUGCAGGAUGACUCAUGCUCAGAAAUUGGAUCCAACCUGCAAAAGUGCCGUGAGUGCAGAAUGGUUCGCAGCAAGAAAAAUGAAGAACCUGCUCAUUCCCCCGUCUUCUGUCGCUUCUACUAUUUUCGACGGCUUUCCUACAGUAAAAAUGGAGUAAUCCGGAUGGAUGGUUUUUCUGCGCCUGAUCAGUUUGAUGAUGAAGCUCUGGCUCUUUGGGUCCCUGGUGUGGAGGGGAACCAUCUUGACCAUACGACUGCAAAGUACAUCCUUACAUUCAUUGGAGAUAACUUCUGUAGGAUGGUUAUGACUGAGAAGACUGCAGCCACCUGGAUAAAGAAAGACACAAAGCUGGCGUGGAAGCGAGCAGUGAAAGGGGUGAGGGAGAUGUGUGACGCCUGUGAAGCCACGCUCUUCAACAUCCACUGGGUGUGUCAGAAAUGCGGCUUUGUCGUCUGCCUGGACUGCUACAAGGCCAAGGAGAAGAAGAGCUCCAAAGAUAAAGAGCUUUACGGCUGGAUAAAAUGUGUCAAAGGUCAACCCCAUGACCACAAACAUCUGAUGCCAACCCAGAUCAUACCUGGCACAGUGCUGCUGGAGCUGGUGACGUCCAUGCACUCACUGAGAGAGAAGCACAGCAUCAGAUCCCAGUGUCCCUGCACCAACAAACACAACCUCCUCGUCAAACUACCCCCCACCAAUGGAGUCUCUCAGCUUCUGCAGAACGUCCUGAACCACAGGAACAAAAUGUCUCUGGUGAAAGUGGACUCCGACUCUCAACAGAGCAUUGAUCCAGGACUAAACAAAGUGGAGACUAAUGGAGGUGUUGUUGGAGGAAGCAGUCCAGGGAGUGAUGCCGGAAAUCAUCCCGUCAGCCCAACAGAGCCCCAGUCACCUCUCCAUUUCCUCGCCGACCUGGCUGAGGACAAAUCCCAAGGAAGACAGAAAGAAAAAAAAGACUCAGAGUUUUUCCAAAAAUCAACAAAAGAAGGAAAGGAAGCCAGCAGCCUGGAGGAGCUGAAGCCGUGUAAAACUGUCUCUGUGGUGACCAACAGUGUGGAACAGGGCUCCACUCUGAGAGAUCUGCUGACCACCACGGCAGGGAAGCUGAAGCUGGGCUCCACUGAUGCAGGAAUCGCGUUUGCACCAGUUUACUCCACUGCAUCACAGACUGCUAAGGUUGGACAGACAAUGCCAAACAUUCUUGAUGACAUCAUUGCUUCAGUUGUUGAAAACAAAAUACCUGCCAGUCGCCAGAAUGUCACAGCCAAGUUGUCAGUCAAACAAGAGUCUCCCACUCCUGAAAGCAACAGCAUCCUCAGCUCUGAUGGUGUUCAGGAUGCCAAAUCAGGCAAGAAGAAGUCAGCAGCUGUUACCGCAGGCAUGCCAGAUGAUUCAUCCAGUCAGUAUCCAGAUAUUCCCCACUCCUGGUUGGACAGGAGACGCUUACUGUGGCUGAAAGACCACCGCAACCACAACAACUGGAAGCUUUUCAGAGAGUGCUGGAAGCAGGGACAGCCUGUGUUGGUAUCAGGGAUCCAUAAGCAUCUGAAUGCCAGCCUGUGGAAAGCUGAGUCUUUCAGUCAAGAGUUUGCAGACCAUCAAGGUGACCUGCUCAACUGUAGAGACCAAAUGGUCUCCAACUCUGGGAUUAAGGAAUUCUGGGAUGGAUUUGAGGACAUCACCAAGCGACCCAAGUCAAAGGAUGGGGAACCGGUGGUCUACAGACUGAAGGACUGGCCCUCUGGGGAGGAAUUCAUGGCUUUGAUGCCUUCAAGAUAUGAUGACUUGAUGAGGAAUUUACCGCUGCCAGAGUAUUCUGAUCCCGAGGGUAAUCUCAAUUUAGCCUCCCACCUGCCACCUUUUUUCGUCAGGCCAGAUUUGGGACCGAGACUCUGCUGUGCCUAUGGUGUUGCAGCUUCCCAGGGCCAGGAUUUUGGGACUGCCAGCCUUCAUGUAGAAGUCUCUGAUGUUGUCUCUGUUCUGGUUUAUGUUGGAGUCGCCAAAGGCAAUGGAGUCCUGUCCAAAACUGGAGUCUUGAAGCGUCUAGAAGAGGAAGAUUUGGAUGAGGGGGUUCGGAAGAGGUUGAAAGACUCCAGUGAAACACCAGGAGCACUGUGGCACAUCUACCUCAACAGAGACUUGGACAAAGUCAGACAGUUCUUGCACAAGGUGUGUCGAGAGGAGGGCGAGUGGCGCACACCGGAGGCUCUCAAACAGGUUUUUCAGCACACCGCUCCGGGGCGCGAGGCUGCGCGCUCCCUCAUGAAGCUGAGGCAGGGCAGCCGCCAGGUAACAGACUACGCGAUCGACUUUCGCGUUCUCGCAGCAAAGAGCGAAUGGAACCCGGCGGCCCUCCUCGAUGUGUUUUUCCAGGGUCUGUCUGCAGAGAUCCAGGAUCAGUUAAUAGCCACCGACCUGCCGGAUGAUCUUGAUGAAUUGAUAGCACUGGCCAUCCGCACUGACCGCCGUCUGCAGGACCGUCCUCGGCGAGCAAACCGUAAUCCCGACCACCGGAUGGCCACGCCUCCAGCCCGUUACUCCUCCUCCUCCACUCACUCUCGGCCUGAGCCCCACCAGACAGUUCUGAGGAGCCAAUGUAGCUGGGGAGAACGCGUCUGUCACGAACAGAGCGACAGCACCGCCGAAAUCAACCCAGAUCUGACUGGGGUCCCCGUGUGUUACCAUGAUCUCGCAGCUGUUUUUUGCAAAGCAAAAGCUAAAUCGUUACCACCGCAUCGCAGUUAUCACUGUGCCAUUGAACUUCUCCCUGGAGCAACUCCUCCUCAGGGAAAACUAUACUCCUUGUCCGCACCUGAAUGUCACGCUAUGAACGAGUACAUACAGGAGUCCUUAGCAGCCGGGUUAAUACGCUCAUCCUCUUCUCCAGCAGGGGCAGGAUUCUUCUUUGUAGGAAAGAAGGACGGAACACUCCGUCCCUGCAUCGAUUACUGCGGUUUGAAUGAGGUCACCGUGAAGAAUCGCUACCCGUUGCCAUUAAUCUCUUCCGCGUUUGAACUGUUGGAAGGUUUUGUCAUUUCUGCAGGGGAGGUUAAGAUGGAUCAUGCAAAGGUGGUGGCAGUACAGGAUUCAGUGGCUGCUCCCCUGCAUGCUAUCACCUCAUCCCUCCGCCCGUUUGUCUGGUCGAAAGAAUGUGACGAGGCGUUCCGAGUCCUAAAGGAUCGCUUUACCACGGCCCCCGUGCUACUCCUCCCUGACCCCGUACGACAGUUCGUGGUAGAAGUCGACGCCUCCAAUGUAAGUGUGGGGGCUGUUCUGUCCCAGAGGAACCCCACGGACAACAGGCUACACCCUUGUGCCUUUUUGUCAAAGAAAUUGACCCCCACAGAACGCAAUUAUGGCAUUGGCGACCGCGAGCUGUUAGCGGUUAAAGUGGCUUUGGAGGAGUGGCGGCACUGGCUGGAGGGGGCACAGUUCCCUUUUAUCGUUUACACUGAUCACAAAAACCUGGAAUACCUCCGUUCUGCCAAACGGCUCAAUGCCCGCCAGGCCCAAUGGGCAAUAUUUUUCAGUCCUUUCAACUUUACUCUGUCCUACCGCCCGGGUACCAAGAACGGGAAACCAGACGCCCUAUCUCGCCUGGGAGAGCCAGUAGACACGCCUGUAGAUCAAGGAAUGAUAUUACCCGCUUCGUGUUUUGUGUCUGCCUUAACCUGGGACAUCGAGAGUAGAAUUAAAUCGACAAUCGGGGAUGCGCCAGUUCCUGUCGGGUGUCCGCGGGGAAAACCUUUUGUUCCUCCUGACUUCAGGAGUGAGACGAUCCGCUGGGUCAUUAACCCUGUUUCGGUCCGUCUUCGUCUUCCUCGGUCCAUGGGCAUCCACCCUACUUUCCACGUCAGUAACGUCAUGCCUGUUUGGUCGAGUGCUUUGUGCCCUCCUGCUGUUCCCCCGCCGCCCGCCCGGUGUGUGGAUGGUGGCCCGGUCUUCUCCGUGCGUCGGCUCCUGGCCUCUCGCCACUGUGGUCGUGGGUUUCAGUAUCUGGUCGAUUGGGUGGGCUAUGGUCCCGAGGAGCGCUCGGAUUUUCAGCUGGAGUUUGCACACUUUCCGAAACGCACAGUGAUGCAGCUCUUGGUGAUGCCUCAGCAGGAGGAGCACAUGAUGGGGUUCUGGAGCAUCAGUUCUCCUCAGUUGGCAGAGGAAAUAGAAGUCCUCAGUUACACAGCCAGAGUCUUGGUGCUGCUCAGACUCUCCUCACCGGCUGAGUACAGCCACUUCCAUGUUGUAGAGAGGCAGGUAAUCGGCUACCAGUUAGAGGAUGUUGUACCCUUGUUGAUGUCCUUCAUGAUGAGGAUUAUUUUGCUCUGUGUUAGCCAGUCUGGAAAGUCCUUCUAUUUGUUUGUAAAAGAUGAUGGAAUUUGCCAGUAUCACUGUAUCAUCCAUCGGCUGUUUCCUGAUGCCACAGUGGUGCCUUUGUAUCAGUGCUCUAGACAGUUAAGCUUUACAAACUCCUCUUUUCUUCAUAUCUGUCAGGUCCAGAACCUUCACAGUUGUGUUCAGGUCAUCAAUGAUUUUGUCUCCCCGGAACAUGUGACCAACUCUUUCCACCUGACUCAGGAGCUCAGUCCCAAUAAUGAGGAAGUCAACUAUGAAGAUAAACUGCAGGUGAAGAACAUCCUGUACCACUGUGUGAAGGAGGCUGUGAGCUGUCUGCAGAGAAGCAGCCUUGAGGAAGAUGACAAUAAAGAGAAGUCAUGACAUUCCAUCCUCUUCCUGCACACCUCCUACAAACCAUGUCAGCUCUCCGCCUCCUAGUGUGACUCAGAGCUUCUUUGUGAGAUCAUGGAUUGUCAUGUAACCCACAGUGACCUUAGAGCCCUCUGCCCAGGAUGGAUGUGAGCUCAGACUUGACCACAGUGUGCAUUGUGCUGAGUAAAGGUCACGUGUGUCUGUAUGAUUCGCCUUCAUCAUCUCAAACCUUCAGUGCCAAUUUGAAUCCAGAUCCAAGACGAGAAGUGCCAGGAUUUAAGACUCAGCAAACCACACUUUUCAAGAUUAUUUUUCUGUUAAUGGAGAUACGUGAUGAACAGGUGGUCUGCUUGGAGAGAAUUUCAUGAGGCGCUAACGUGCUGCACCUGCUGACACACUGCACCUUGCAGCCUCGAUUGUUGGAUUGGAGAGUUCACUGUACUUGACAGCAACACCAGCAGAAUGCAGCAUCUGAUUUUUGGGUUAAAAAAAACAUUAAAGCAAAACUUGAUGUAAAACAAAAGUGUAAGAUUUUCAAGUGCAGGCAUUAAGCAGUGUCGCGCCGCGUCUGUCGUUUGGUCAUGUCUGUUACUAUCUGUUCCUGCCUGUUCCUGUCUUUUAUUCUGAUUCUGUCAAUCUGUGGCUCUUUUCCUUGCAGAUGAUUUUUGUUUUCUCUUUGAAGAUGUAUUUAUUUCAUUGCUCUAAUAUUGCUUUCAUACACAUAAACACACACACACACACACACACAAAGAAAAUGUAAAUUAGACUUGUACAGUAUUUUCAUGCGUGGUUUUCAGUUGUACUACAGCUCUGCUGUGAUGGGCAUACCAGUUAAAAGCCUGUAAUUUUGGGAAAUGAGCUCUACAGUUCUCAUGCCAUAAAUACAUUUUUGAAAAUGAACUGCCAAACUUUUGUAAAGACUGUAAAAUUGUAAUGUGUAAAAAAACAGACAUUUACAACAGAUGUAAUUUAUUUAAUAAAAUAUUCCUUUUUUUUUUAAUUACCUUGGAUAACUUUUGAAGUUAAAUGAUAAAAUUAAAAAGCUAACAAUGAUGUGUAAAAUAUAUACAUAGUAUACAAUUUAAGAAGGUAUUUUUUUAAAACAUAGCUUGCUUCAGUUUCACAUUUUAAAGUGCAAGUGUUACAUGCUUUGUACAUUCAAAGGGUUUUACAUUUUCCAUUAAAAUGGAUUUAUCA
Messenger RNA from Thalassophryne amazonica, 11810 nucleotides. It is a transcript of the gene jmjd1cb, whose product is annotated as jumonji domain containing 1Cb. The record is from RefSeq and is a predicted model, not a curated record. The transcript has 36 exons. Gene Ontology annotation, cellular component: chromatin; histone deacetylase complex. Bases 288 to 10622 code for a protein of 3444 amino acids. Gene Ontology annotation, biological process: regulation of transcription by RNA polymerase II. Gene Ontology annotation, molecular function: chromatin DNA binding; histone H3K9 demethylase activity; transcription coregulator activity. Lineage: Eukaryota; Metazoa; Chordata; Actinopteri; Batrachoidiformes; Batrachoididae.